AUGGGGUACGUGUUCACUGACACGUACCCCAUGGAGGACAUCAGUGAUGCCUUCUACAUGGUCAAGGGUAAGAACAUCACAGUUGGUGCUGAAGAUAUUCAGAUCGAUGGUGCCAACCCUUCGGCUGAGGAAGCUCCUGAAGAAGGUGGAGACGCCACGUCCACGUCUGGCGUUGACGUUGUGCUGUUCAUGAGACUACAGGAGACUGGCUUUGCUUCAGAGAAGGACUUCCUGCUCUACCUGAAGGGAUACCUCAAAUCUCUGAAGGAAAAGCUACAGGAGAGCAACCCCGAUGCUGUGGAGAAGCUCCCCGGCAUCCAGAAGCCUCUUCAGGACAUCCUUAAGAACUAUAAGGACCUUCAGUUUUUCACCGGCGAGAGCAUGAACCCCGACGGCAUGGUGGUGAUCAUGGACUACAAGGACUUCGAUGGCGAGGAGAGACCUGUGCUCUACUUCCCCAAAUAUGGACUUCAGGAGGAGAAGUUAUAAGCCAGCUCCACCUUAUGCUCUACCAUUAUAACUGCUGUCUUCUACAUCGAUGGAACCCAUAUACUGACCUGAGAAGACCAGCGAAUUCCUGCUUUUAUCUAAUUUAUUAAAUUGGUGAAUAAAAGCAAGCUAAC
Hyalella azteca is the source of this 623-nucleotide messenger RNA. RefSeq names its product translationally-controlled tumor protein homolog. The record is from RefSeq and is a predicted model, not a curated record. The transcript is spliced from 5 exons. Gene Ontology annotation, molecular function: calcium ion binding. Bases 1 to 489 code for a protein of 162 amino acids. Gene Ontology annotation, cellular component: cytoplasm. NCBI's taxonomy places the organism in Eukaryota, Metazoa, Arthropoda, Malacostraca, Amphipoda, Hyalellidae.